Messenger RNA from Rhea pennata, 2710 nucleotides. RefSeq names its product transforming growth factor beta activator LRRC32-like. Gene Ontology annotation, cellular component: extracellular matrix. The record is from RefSeq and is a predicted model, not a curated record. Gene Ontology annotation, molecular function: protein binding. The transcript has a single exon. Lineage: Eukaryota; Metazoa; Chordata; Aves; Rheiformes; Rheidae.
AUGGCUUUUCCUGUUUCUCUGUAGAGCCCCACGAAGGUGUCAUGCAAAGGUGUUGGCCUGCACAAGUUUCCAAAGCAGCUCAGCCAAGGAGUUAAGUACCUUGACCUCUCCAACAAUUUCAUCCAAAACCUGUCGGACAGCCUCAUGCCUUGGUUUGGGCAGCUUGAGUACCUGGACGUAUGCUUCAACCAGCUGGAGGCUGUGUCUGAAAUGACCCUGGCUCAGCUACCCCAUCUUCGCUCUCUCUUCCUGGGAUCUAACCAUCUUGAUCACAAUUACCUCACUAAUGGGAGGGCCUUUAGGUUGCUCAGGAAUAUAGAGGUCCUGGAUCUCUCAGCAAAUAAUUUGGAGAGUCAUAUGGCAGGCUGGUACUUCAGCAAUCUCACCACGCUGAAAAAGCUGAAUCUGUCUGGGAACAAGAUGACAAAGCUGCCAGCAGGUAUCUUCUGGAGUACACCACAGCUGAGUGAGCUCAACCUCAGCAACAACUACAUCAUGGAAAUAGAGGAGGGUGCUUUUGAGGCUCUGAAAGACCUGAAGGUGCUAAACUUAGCUUUGAAUUCCCUCCACUGUAUCUCUGGCUUCACUCUCACACAGCUGCAAGUUUUAAAUCUCAGCCACAAUGCCCUGGAACUCUUUGUCUCAGAGGAGGGAGAAGAGCACUACCUGCUUCAAGUGCUAGACUUGAGUCAUAACAGACUUCUCUAUUUUCCAGAGCUCCCCAAAGCACAUUAUCUCACACACUUAAACCUCUCCAACAAUGCUAUUACUUCGCUGGUACCAAGUUCACACCAUCCAGCAGAAUUUGUACUGCAAUAUGAUGAGAUGGCAAGGCUUAAUAAAUCCUUGAAUACUGUGGCUAAUCUGACCCAUGUAGCUGACCUAGAUCUCAGCCAUAACAAGCUGCAACUGUUUCCAUUUACUUUCUUUCACAGUCUGAGCUCUCUGCACAAUCUCAGUGUGGCUAUGAAUUGUCUCCAGAAUGUAACCAAGGAGUCACUUACAGGUGACAGAGAAAGUGACAACUCACUUGUGUCUCAGGAUCAUGCGUUUCUGUCUGUGCGCUCACUGGAUCUCCAUGGAAAUUUCAUUCACUUAUUGCCACAUUGGUUUUUUGAUUUUCUGCCUCAUUUGGAAACAAUCAAUCUUGGUUCCAACAGCCUCCAACCCUGUGAGAGCCUGGAAACUAAUAAAGGAGAGAUUUCAGGAGGGGGCUCUCAUGUGCCAGCCCCGGGAGGCACCUGCACUGCGUUUGAUAACAUACCUAAUUUGAAGCAUCUGAGUCUUUUUAAGAAUAACAUUACAAGGCUGUAUCCCUACACAUUCAACCAAACUCCCUUGAUCUCAUUAGAUCUGUCUGAGAACAAGGAUUUGUUCAUGCCCAAAGAAGCUCUGGAGGGGCUGCAAUUUUCCUUGCAGAAACUCUCUCUGAGAGGAAACCAAAUGCAUGAUGGCCACACAGAGUUCCCCUGUCUGGACAUGCUGAAAGUUUUGGAUCUAUCAGGCAAUAAUUUCAGCCUUCUUCCCAGAGACCUUUUCUGCUCCCCACUAGAAAGCCUGGACAUUCGCAGUAAUAACCUGAUGACCUUUGAAAAGCAGGCUCUUGCAAGCUGGUCCCACAGCCUCAAGCAAGUGUCUGUGGCUGGAAACCCAUUUAACUGUUGUGCGCUGGCCUGGCUGGAUGUGCUCCAGGCGACCAGUGUGAGUGUGCUGGACCUGAAUGAAACACUCUGCUCCUACCAAGAUAAGACAAAGAAUUUUUCAGUCAAGAUAACCAGCAGUCCUCGGUGGCUUUGUCCAAAUCCCAAAGGAAACAGCACUCUAGCUGUGCUGGUGGUAGUGAUUAGUCUUUUGUUUCUCAGCUAUGUGGCCUGCUGCCUUCUGAAAAAAGGACAGAAGCUGCCUGGGUGUUUGGGUUGCAGAAGCCAUAGGGUGGAUGUCAUGCCAUACCAUCCAGAAAGGGAAAAGACAGCUGAGACAAGGCCAGCAGACAGCGUUACAAAAGUAUAGCACAGUGCUGGGGAGGAGGAACUAUAGCCAUUGGUCAGAAUUAUUAUUAAUAAUUUGGCAAGGAAUAUCAAGGACCACAAGAAGGGCUUUUUAAAAUACGUUAGUAACAAAAGGAAGAUAAGGGAAAAUGUGGGCCCACUCCUGAAUGGGGCAAGGACCUUGAUAACAAAGGAUAGAGAGAAGGCAGAGAUACUGAAUGCCACCUUUGCCUCAGUCUUUACUGGCAAGACCAGCCCUUGGGAAUCCCAGACUCUAGAAAGCAGAGAGAAAGUCUGGAGAAAGGAGAACACUCCCUUGGUGGAAGAGGAUUGGAUUAGAGAUCAUUUAGGCAAAUUUAACAUCCACAAGUUUACAGGCCCUGAUGGGAUGCACUCACGAGUGCUGAGAGAGCUGGCAGAUGCUAUUGCUAUGCCACUCUCUAUCAUCUUUGAAAGAUCACGGAAAAGUGGAGUGGUGUCUGAGGACUGGAAGAAAGCCAGUGUCUCUGUAGUCUUCAAAAAGGGCAAGAAAGAGGACCCAGGAAGCUACAGGCUGGUCAGCCUCACCUCCAUCCCUGGAAAGGUGAUGGAACGGCUCAUCCUGGAUGCCAUCUCUAAGCAUGUGAAGGAUAGGAAGGUGAUCAGGAGUAGCCAGCAUGGAUUCACCAAGGGGAAAUCAUGCUUAACCAAUCUGAUGAUGGCCUUCUAUGAUAGAAUGAUUG